GCAUUUAGCUAUCGCAACUAAGCUAUUAAUUACGGCGCAUUCCUUCUAUCAACUUCUAUUUUCUAUCCAGGGACAAAGAAUUUAUAUCCCCUUAUAAUCCUGAGAUACCUCGACACGCUUUGUCUGUGAGUUGGUGAAGGCGACCAGAGGUCGCGAACGAGCGAGCGAGAGGUCAACCAGUCCCUAUUAAAGACUUUAGGACUAAAACAACUCACGUUGACCAUGAGUCGCAAGCCAAUAAAGUCGCGUGCAAGCGGCAACAAGUCAUUCGCAAGCUCUGGCUCUAAUUCUUUCGGCGCCUUUUCAACUUCCUCUAGAGGUACCGAUCUUUCCUACCUGGCCGAGCCGCCCGACCUCUCCUCCAUCUCUGAUGCCAAUGUUAUCGUUUCACUCAAGAAUCUACAAAAGAAGGAUGCCACUACUAAGGCGAAGGCUUUGGAGGAAUUGGUAGUUUAUGUUCAAGCCCAUCCGUACGAACAAGAUGGGGGGACAGAAGAGCCUAUACUUGAAGCAUGGGUUCAACUUUAUCCUCGAAUCUCGAUAGACAAUUCCCGCCGUGUCCGCGAACUUUCUCACAUCUUGCAAUUCGAGCUGAUGAAAUCCGCCCGCAAGCGUACGGAGAAACACGUACCUAAAAUCGUCGGCUCCUGGCUUGCUGGUACAUUCGACAAGGACAAGACUGUAUCCCGUGCGGCUACUGAAGGUCUUUCUUCCUUCCUGUCGACUCCGGAGAAGGUGGUUCAAUUCUGGAGACGAUGCCAGGCUCAGAUUAUAGAAUAUGCAUCUGAUGCGAUCAAAGAGACUGCGGAGACACUAAGCGACGAACGCUCUACUAAUGCGGACGAUGCCGAAGCCAAGUAUUACCGAGUCUUAGGGAGCAGCAUUGCUCUCGUCCUCAAUCUCUUACAAAAACUCGACCCUAAAGACCUCGAGAAAUUCCAGGACAAUUAUGAUCAAUUCUUCGAACAAGAUAAGAUAUGGUCUAGCGUAACUGUUAAUGAUGCCGUUGUUAGGCGACUGUCUUGUCAACUCUUGUCUGCAUGUUUAGAGAAACGCUCGGGUAGAAUCGAAGCAGACCUUGCACGACUUAGCAAGACUUUUGUCGCUGAGGGUUUGAAAUCCGCCCAGACUGGUUCUGCGACAGAUUACUUAGACUCAUUGACUGAGUUGACUACAAGUCACCCAACAAUCUGGACAUCCGAGUACCGUGGGAAAAGAUCACUAACAUCGAGACUGAAAAGCUUCUUAGAGAAAGGUUCCCAGACUAGUUCUUCAAGGUUCUGGAGUUUACUCAAUCAAUUACUGAGUGUCAUACCCACAGACAUACUUCCUAAGGAUCUCAAUGGUGCCUUGGAAUUUCUAGGGUGCAUGAGGACAGGUCUUACUCGGAGGGACGAGCCUCGUGGAAAUACAGUCGAUGGUUGGUCAACGUACCUCAAUACUGCCAGGAAUUUCGUUGGGAUAAUGAAUUCUAGCGAUGAUCGAAUCAAGGUUGUGCAGGAAAACAUAUUCCCCAUCACAGCACAUUAUCUCUUUCCUACACCUGAAACAUCCGCGUGGGCCUCUGGGAGCCAACCGCAAGUCCUAAUAAAAGCAUAUACAUCGACAGCGAUCUCGCCAUUUCAAGAUGUUGUGGACACCACGAGAUCAGAAUGGAGUCAAUGGAAAGAGAAUUUCAGAACUCGACUUCUCAAUUCAUUACCAGAGGCAUCAAAGGAACAUGCGAAAUCUCAGAAGUUAGUGGCCGAGGAAGGGUUGAGAUGGUUCACUUUGUCAGGUUUGAUUUCGGAUGCUCACGAGAGGACUCUCGGAACAGAUCGCCCCAUCCCGAAUAUCCCAGCCGAAUACUCUGUGGAACUUCUUCGGGAUGUGUUGAAAUUGCUUGAAACAAGAAAUUGGAAGCCAUUUGGAGCAGCGGCAACAUUAGAAUCCGCUUUCAAACAGGCCCCCCAACUUUUCAAACAAUCUUCAGGUGGUGUAGGGGAAAUACUUGACUAUAUGACGACUCUAAUCUCAACGAAUGGAGUCGAACUACUUCAAUCACCUUCGGCUGCUCACGUGUUUUCCAGUGUUAAUCUUCUCAGUCAGAUCCCCGAGCAGAAGCAGAAGUAUGAAGAAAUCUGGAAUAUGAACAUCCCAGCUCUUCUAGAGCACACCGAGAGUCCUGGAGCAUUGUCGGCUCUCACCACUCUCAUUUCCACCCAACCCGCUGCUGUUCUUGCUCAACAGGUUCCAGCUCUACAGGCUGAAUUGAUAAAGCGAUGCCUCAUGUGUUCUGUUGGCAUGGCAGAAACAGGAUGGGACCUUUUCGAAGCUGUUUUCACAUUCAAUACACUUACAAAUUCUGCUGUACGACGGCUUGUGAAAGAACUGGCAAGUCGGAUUACUAAUACAUCAGGUCAACCCGAUCUAGGUGUGAUCAAGGGUCUACGUCUCAUAGCAGAUAAAACGCCAGAUCUUUUACUGCAGGACGAAGAGGUUCAUAUGAGUUUGAUGGCUAGUUUGUUGAGCAUUUCUGAACGAUUUGAUGUUACUUCCGACGUGGUGGUGCUGAGGGGAUUGAUGGAUAAUCCUUCAACAAGCAGUUCUCGAUUGGUUGAGUUAGUUCAGCGAAGCAUUUCUUCUGCUGACUCAGACUCUCUCUCUGUCAGUACCCUCGUCCAGCAGGUUCUACAGUCCUCUACUGCUGGGCUAGAUUGUGAUGCCCAACUUGACCGUUUGGUACCAGAUACCACUGUAUGGAGAAACGGACUCUCUCUUUUCCUACAGGAAGCACCAAAUCAAUCCCUUUCUCUCACAAGCGCACUUGGUGGCGCUUAUCUUCUCCCCUCGCAGCCUUCAACUACACCAGAUACGUCUAUCCAAAGAGAUAGAGAUGGUUGCUCAGUGUCCGGGCGCAUGGCAAUGUAUACGGCUAAGCUGCUCCGCGGAGGAUUUCAGCUAGAUUCUCUGCAGCUCACAAAAAAGGCCGAGAUCAUAAUAUGCUUGAGUUUGACUGCAGAACUAGCAGUAGACCAAUUAACAGUCAUGAGCGAAAAUAAUAUAUGGAAAUCGCUUUCUUCCGAAACCUCUCUGUUGGACGCCGAAGAUUUAAUCUCGUCUGCGCGAGGACUCAUUAUUGACAUGACUCAGGAUGCUGAUGGUUGGAGAGAUGGCACUGGCACGGACUCGUCAAUUCUGAUACACGAAAUUGUUCAAAGAUUGCUUGAUGAGGCAAAGUCUUUGACUACUCUUGGUCUUUAUUCUGCGCGAGUUUUGAGCGAACUUCUUCAGGCAUUGACGGAGAACCACGGUUUUCCAUCUAGCGGGGAGCAAUGGCUAGCGAACCUGGAUAUACUGAAAAGUACUCCCUCGACUGUAUUCCCCGCUGUGGCGGUUCUUAGCGGCCUCGGCGAAACAAUAUCCGCGUCAAGGACUAUCAGUAACUUUUGCAACCGUCUCGUUAGUGAUGUUGCGGGAGCAAGCAUCGGCCAGGAGAAAAGUCUCAUCACUCUCACACUUCUCAACUCUUGUAUGCAAAUAUAUGAUUCUGGGGAGCUGCCAGUUGCGAAUAACAGACUAGUUUUUGCGGUUAGGCAAAUCACGUCGUGGUUUGAUACCCCUGAAAAACUUGAUUAUCGCUUCGCAGCACAGGCCUGUCAUUGCCUCCAAGGUCUUCUCCCAUGUAUCAAGGACGUUUAUGGACCACAUUGGGAGAAGACUCUAGAUUUCUGCACUUACCUUUGGACGAAAUCGACAACGGACUCUCUUGAUUGUCUCAUACCUGGGAUCAAUGCUUCCCUCCGUCUGUUCACCAUGCUAAAAAACUUAGAACAAGAAGAGCCUAACGACGAUCUCAUUGAUGCCUUACAGUCUUCUACGGAAAAGAGGUCAAUCGCACUAAUUGAACUGCUCAAGCUUCCUAGGGGGAAGGACACACAACCUGUAGAGAUUGUAGACUCUAUUCUCUGUCGAUUGGUAGAAAAUAUUCCUCUACAUCAUAUCAAUGAUCUUUCAGAGCUAUAUGGAUUAGUAGCAAGUGAUUCAAGAGGCGUUCAAACAGCAGCAUUUACCCUUCUUCACAAAGCACUCCCCGCCGCCCAGGAGGAACUCUCACUCGAUGUCCUACUAGAAAAGAAGGAUGCGCGACUACCGGAUGAACUCCUUUCACUCCUUCUUGAUGCGCCGACACUCGAACUUUAUUCUGAGGAUAUUCUUACGCGUUUCCCAACGCCAAUUAGAUCAUAUCUCCUCUCUUGGCUCUUGGUUUUCGACUCAUUCAAAGCCGCAUCCUUUAAAGUACGCAGCGACUACGCGGACAAUCUAAAAGCAGCUAACUACGUCGGCCCUCUGAUGGAAUUCACUUUCGACGUUCUGGGUCAUUCGCUAGCACGCCCCCUAAAUUUAGACAAGGCCAAUUUUACGACGGAGCAGAUUAAGGAGUACGAUUUAAAACUCGCAGACGCCGAGAUUGAGGAGAGGAAUAUGCAGUGGCUUCUAAUCCAUCUCUACUAUCUCGUGCUGAAGUAUGUACCCGGUCUCUUCAAGGCGUGGUAUCUCGAGUGUCGUUCCAAGCAGACGAAGAUUGCUGUGGCUGGUUGGAUGACCAAGUAUUUCUCCCCGAUAAUCAUAAAAGAAGCCCUAGCCGAUGUGCAAGAGUGGGGUAGAACCCAGGAAGAACCUGCGGAGGACGAGAAGGAGCUGAAGAUUAAGGUCAGCACCCCCGCGCGGGAGAUCACAGCUGGCUACGAGAUAGACGAGCUGCAAGCUUCCAUCUCGAUACGAGUUCCCCAGGAAUAUCCGCUCGAGGGUGUCACAGUAUUAGGGAUCAACCGGGUUGCAGUCAACGAGAAGAAGUGGCAAAGUUGGAUCAUCACGACGCAGGGCAUAAUUACUUUCUCGGGCGGGAGCAUCAUUGAUGGUCUUUCGGCCUUUCGCCGAAAUAUUGUGGGGGCGAUGAAGGGACAGACAGAGUGCGCCAUCUGUUAUAGCAUCAUCAGCACCGACAAGAAAACGCCGGAUAAGCGCUGUCAGACGUGCAAGAAUCUCUUCCAUCGGACUUGCCUGUACAAGUGGUUCCAGAGCAGUAACCAGAAUACUUGCCCUUUAUGUCGUAAUCCAAUUGACUAUCUUGGUUCGGAUAGGAGAACGCCUAGAGGUGCUUGAGGAUGACGAGAUGCGCGCGGGGUCGGGAGCGUAGGGAAUGUUGGUGGCUUUAGCUGGUAGACAGGCUAUUUAAUUCAUAGCUCUCUCUAAUAAAAUGAGGGUUCAGAGACCACA
Annulohypoxylon maeteangense is the source of this 5259-nucleotide messenger RNA. RefSeq lists its product as uncharacterized. The record is from RefSeq and is a predicted model, not a curated record. Lineage: Eukaryota; Fungi; Ascomycota; Sordariomycetes; Xylariales; Hypoxylaceae. Gene Ontology annotation, cellular component: cytosol; RQC complex. Gene Ontology annotation, molecular function: ubiquitin protein ligase activity; ribosomal large subunit binding. The coding region runs from base 223 to 5145 and encodes 1640 amino acids. Gene Ontology annotation, biological process: rescue of stalled cytosolic ribosome; ribosome-associated ubiquitin-dependent protein catabolic process. The transcript is spliced from 4 exons.